Molecule: messenger RNA, 3791 nt
Organism: Nematostella vectensis (starlet sea anemone)
Lineage: Eukaryota; Metazoa; Cnidaria; Anthozoa; Actiniaria; Edwardsiidae
Product: prolyl endopeptidase FAP
Exons: 26
Coding region: 1001-3319 (772 amino acids)
Biological process (GO): proteolysis
Molecular function (GO): dipeptidyl-peptidase activity; serine-type endopeptidase activity
Source: RefSeq, a predicted model, not a curated record
GUGAUAGUAGUGGUGAUGAUGUGAGUAAUGGUGCAAGUGAUGGUGAUGAAACGUCCUAUUUUGUCGCUUUUAUUUUAAAACUUCGCGGAGAAGUGAAUAGUUCUUUGUUGUAAGUUUUUGGGUGCCGGGAAAAACUCGAAAGAUCCCGCAAAAUGAUGUUAAAAUAAAAUUAAAUCUACGCGCGGAAUUAUCAAAGCAAUUAAAACAAAAGCGGUGUGUUAUGCUUACACACUCGAAAAAAUCUCUUCCUCCCCUAGUCGGCUGUACAUUCGUUCUGGUCUGUGUCACGCUGAGCAGCCAAUUGCGUUACACAGAUCCGCCUGUACAGUCGUUCUGGUCUUUGUCACGCUGAGCAGCCCAUUGCGUGACACAGAUCCGCCUGUACAGUCGUUCUGGUCUGUGUCACGCUGCUAUGACCAGCGCAUUGCGUGACACAGAUCCGAACGACUGCGUAGGAGAGAUGCCUUCCUGCCCAUUUGUGGACCCUAAGAAAUAACUAAGCAACCACAGACAAUUAAAAUUGCUGACAUUUGCAUGUAAAGGGCAGUGUUGUAAGAGGGGGGUUAAGAGUUUUAAAAGAAUUAGAAAAUUGCAGUUCGUCGUGAUGUAAGCUUAUUUUCAUGAUUGUCCAGUAGUGAUGAUUGACAAAAAGUUUGCCAGGUUGUCAAAAUUACUUAUGCGUUACAUUUCUUGUUUGUCUGUGGAUUUGUGAUGCAUUUCGUAAGUACGUAGGCGGACUAUGGUUAAACUUGCGGGAUUAAUUUUACGCUGCUACCCCGCCCUUUUUCUUAUCGCUUUAACACUGACAAUAUACUAAAGCUGAUCUGGCAAAUUAAAUCCGUCACAUCGAAAGAGAAGACACGACGAAUGCCGAUGAAAGCGCGCGGAAGUAUUUAUGAUUAAGUGCUGUGCGGAGGCUAUGUAGGAAUUUACACGUCUCCCUCUGUCAGCAAGCCUCUUUGAAAAGACCCAGUACUUUUUAACGCCACCGAGUCAAGUCAUGCGACUCAACCGAAAGCAGAAGCUCUUGUGCAUCCUUGUAAUAGUUUUUCUUUUAGCUGUGACUGCUAUUGUAUUGGUUGUGGUUUUGACGGGGCGAACUGGUUCAACGAAAAGCCCUGCUCCAAGUCCCACUAGUCUCAAUCGAUUCACUGAACGUGAUUGGUUCAGCGGCAAGUUUUCACCAAGAUAUUCAGCGGCGCGGUGGUUAUCGGAUACGGAGUACCUAGAACGGGAUGGACGCAAUGCCUUAAUACGAUCAUUGGAAACCAAUAGAAGUACUCUUCUCAUUCCGUACCCUGUGCUGAGAAAUCUAUCGGCAAGCGUGUGGUCUUUUUCAGCAGACAGACAAUGGGCAUUACUUACUACUAACUACCAAAAGAAUUACAGACACUCGUUUAGUGCUGACUUCUAUGGAUACAACGUGCAUACGGGCCAAGUGGUACGAUUCGUUGGCCCAGACGAGAAUAAGCGGGUUCAGCUGGUGGUUUGGGGCAACACAGGAAGCGUCGUGGCUUUUGUUCAAAGCAAUAACAUCUUUUACCAAGGAUGCGCAAACUGCACGAGGCAUACAUUAACUACGAAUGGCGAAACAAACAAGAUUUACAAUGGAGUCCCUGACUGGGUCUACGAAGAGGACGUCUACGGCACAAAUUUUGCCAUGUGGUUCUCACCUGAUGACAGUUACCUUGGAUACGGCGAGUUCAAUGACACCCUAGUCACGUGGUUUAGCUAUAUCUACUACGGACCCAAUAAAGAUGCGUACACGGAGGUAAAAAAGCUCGCCUAUCCCAAACCUGGGUACAACAACCCCCAGGUGAAGGCCAUGCUGGUCAACCUAACAGCGCUGCCCAACGUUACAAUCAACGAGAUUUCCCCGCCUAGUGAAUUAGAAACCGUAGACCGUUAUUUCACGAACAUGGGAUGGGUAGAUAACAGCAGAGUGUUGGUAUCCUGGGCAAACAGAAUACAAAACAUCUCGAUUAGAAUGAUUUGUGAUGUCACUACAAUGGGUUGCCAGGAGAAUCGACGACAAGCUGUUACAAAUGGAUGGGUCUCGUCCAGUACUUAUCUGGGCAAGCACUGGAUCAGCAAGGACGCUUCGUAUUACCUUACGCUGUUCCCAUUCGCCCAAGGCGUCCACGGCAAGUUCACACAUCUCGCAAAGGUCACUCUGCCGUCAGACAAGCCUGGUGUUAUAACCAACCUCACUCAUGGUACCUGGGACGUCAUGGAAAUUACUGGGUUCGACCCUGACAACGAAAUCGUAUAUUUUUCGAGUUCUGAGACUUCUCCCAGAGACUCGCAUAUCUACAGCAUUAGCUUGAAGACGGCUAAGAAGACAUGCCUGUCUUGCAGCUUGGCGUGGUCUCAAAGUGGGCGAUGCAAGUAUUUCGUGGCCUUAUUUAGUGAGAAGGCGAGUUGGUAUAAUCUCAUUUGCUACGGCCCAGGCGCACCUAUCAGCUCACGACAUAGCACCAAAGGCUUCCCAUCAUCAGUCCUUGAAGAUAACCAAAAAUUACUUGAACAUUUAACAGAGCUAGCACUUCCCAAAAGGCGAGAUUUCAAGUUUAACUCCGGUGGCUACGAAAUUGAGGCCCAGGAAAUUUUACCACCAAACUUUGAUGAAAACAAAAAAUACGCGGUCCUGUUUGAUGUAUAUGGCGGCCCAGCUUCUCAAAAGGUGGUGAACACGUUUUCGCUCAGUUUUAAUGAGUAUCUCGUCAGUAACUUCGAUAUCAUCAUAGUCAAGCUAGACGCGCGUGGAACACGGAACAGAGGCGAGAGGUUUAAGCAUGCAGUCUACAAAAAGCUGGGCGAGUAUGAAGCCGAGGACACUAUAAAUGCUGGCAAGUACAUGCAAGCUAAACCGUACGUCGACAAAAACAAGCUCGCUAUAUGGGGAUGGUCAUAUGGUGGAUACUUAACAACAUACGUACUGUCGAAAAACACCAGCGUAUUCAAAGUCGGAAUGGCUGUGGCGCCCGUGACGGACUGGCACUACUAUGAUACUGCGUACACGGAACGCUACAUGGGGCUAUUACCUCAGGACAAAGAAGGCUACGAGUACACAUCACUGCUAUCACGCGCCAAGCAGUUCGCCAAUGUCUCCUACCUCAUCGUACACGGCUCGGCAGAUGAUAAUGUCCAUUACCAACACACUGCGCAAAUGGUGAAAGCUCUCGCCAAAGCUAACAUCAAAUUCAGAGUUCAGUACUACACUGACAAGGCUCACUCUAUCCGUGGACUCUCCGGUCAUCUAUAUGGACUCUUGACAAGAUUCCUCACCACAAAACUUGACAUAGCUAAGAAUCCUUGAAGCCUCAACUCUGCAAGACCAAACUUGACAAAGCUUAUUGUCUAACUGAUACAUUCAUUCUAGAAACCAAAGUUAGACCAAACUAGAGUAUUCUCUAUUCAUAUGUGGUGUAGCCAGUGUGCUACCUACAUGCACUAUGCACUCAUGGUCUGUCGUAUGCAUGCAACCAGGGUAAUACUCUUCCUCAAGGGGAACCACCCCUUGCCCAUCCCAGUGGCGUAGCCAGGAUUUUUAACAGGAGGGGGCCCAAAAGGGACUUUCAAGGCAUUUUCUCCUGUAUUUUAUAAAAUGUUUCACCCAUUUACUGUAUUUUUGGCUGCUAAAGGGGGAGCCUGGGCCCCCUAGGCCACCCCCUUGGCUACGCCCCUGCAUCCUGUGCUCUUGGCAUACUUGCCAACGCUCACACCUAUAUCUAACCAUGUUUGAAUAAGUUUGCUGUAAAUCUGGCAGAAAUAAAUAAUCUUACUUAGAA